UAAUUUUUUUCACUUCUGCUGGAGUCGACGUAGCGGAAAAACGCGAAUUAUAUAUUUUUUUAAAACUUGAUUUCGACUAAUAAUGCACAAGUUUUGUGCCUAAUUGCCAGCAGAACGUGUAGAAUAGCAUAAGAGUACAAAAAAUGGGCCAAAAAGUGUCGCGCACCGACUUUGAAUGGGUGUAUACAGAGGAGCCGCAUGCCUCGCGCCGGAAAAUAAUAUUGGAGAAAUACCCGCAGAUAAAGAAACUCUUUGGACAUGAUCCCAAUUUCAAGUGGAUAGCGGGGAGCAUGGUGCUCAUUCAGAUAUUAACGCUAUUCGUUGUCAAGGACUUGUCAUGGCCAUGGCUAAUUGCUUUGGCCUAUUGCUUUGGCGGCAUACUAAAUCACUCGCUUAUGUUGGCCGUGCAUGAGAUAUCGCACAAUCUAGCCUUCGGCCACGGCCGACCAAUGCACAAUCGCAUUUUUGGAUUUGUCUGCAAUUUACCCAUUGGUCUGCCCAUGAGCAUAUCGUUCAAGAAAUAUCAUUUGGAACAUCAUCGCUACCAAGGCGAUGAAGUGAUUGAUACGGAUAUACCGACACUAAUGGAGGCAAAACUGUUCGACACUACCUUUGGCAAAUUCAUCUGGGUGUGUCUGCAGCCUUUCUUCUAUAUAUUCCGUCCGCUUGUGAUCAAUCCAAAGCCACCAACACGUCUGGAAAUCAUCAAUACAAUCGUACAGUUGAGCUUCAAUGCGGCCGUAGUCUACUUUGUCGGCUGGAAAGCAAUGGCGUACUUAGUCAUUGGCUCCAUACUGGCCAUGGGACUGCAUCCGGUAGCAGGACACUUUAUUUCCGAGCAUUAUAUGUUUGCCAAGGGCUUUGAAACGUAUUCCUACUACGGUCCUCUUAAUUGGAUUACAUUCAACGUCGGCUAUCACAACGAGCAUCAUGAUUUUCCUUCAGUGCCGGGCUCGCGCUUGCCCGAAGUGAAACGCAUUGCCAAGGAGUUCUAUGAUACGAUGCCACAGCAUACCAGCUGGACUCGUGUGCUCUAUGACUUUGUCAUGGAUCCGACAGUGGGUCCAUAUGCGCGUGUUAAGCGCAAGCAACGUGGUCUGGCCUCCUAGACUGGAUCGAUUGCUGACUCCUCAAUGAUUUUACUAGUGGUUUCUAAAAUGGCAUUCAGUAAUCUCAGCGUCUAGAGCAUAUGGAUAUUUUAGCAAAGCGUCUUUAUAAUUGUUUAUAAAUAGCUAGGCCAACAAGCAUCAAACCACAUCAGCGCCUGCUCGGGGAGAUAAGAUAACAGGCAAUUACUCGCACCGGCUGUAUAACAAAAACAACAACAACUAUAACUACAACAAAUGAAAAUUGUACACAGUUUAUAUUUAUAUAUUAUAUGUGUGUAUGUUCUCUAGUAUUAAGUUUGGUGUACAAGUGAAGCUUAUUAUCGUUGGCACGCCAAUUGUUGAGCGCUUUUAAACUAUUAUUGUUACCUCAUCACUUAAUUACAUGCAAGUUGAAUUUAGAUUGUAAUACAUUUCCUAAAAGGCUAAACUAGCGUUUAGUAUUUUCUAUACAAUAUUUAUAAAUUGUCGCUUUGUGCAGCCGCAAUAACAACAACAACAACAACUAUUUUUGAUAGCCUCUUGUAACUGAUAACCAAAGUGUAUAAAAUAAAUUCAAGUCAACUCAACUACCAAUUGUUAUACAAAUGUAUGUGUUUAUAUAAGUGUGCAUGUAUGUAUAUAUCCAGUGUCUGCGUAAAUAUAACUUUAAUUAACCGAAAAUUGCUUUGCAAACA
This is a messenger RNA of Drosophila busckii, 1783 nucleotides long. RefSeq names its product sphingolipid delta(4)-desaturase DES1 (gene ifc). Gene Ontology annotation, biological process: ceramide biosynthetic process. Bases 144 to 1109 code for a protein of 321 amino acids. NCBI's taxonomy places the organism in Eukaryota, Metazoa, Arthropoda, Insecta, Diptera, Drosophilidae. Gene Ontology annotation, molecular function: sphingolipid delta-4 desaturase activity. Gene Ontology annotation, cellular component: membrane. The transcript is spliced from 2 exons. The record is from RefSeq and is a predicted model, not a curated record.